Molecule: messenger RNA, 1425 nt
Organism: Geodia barretti
Lineage: Eukaryota; Metazoa; Porifera; Demospongiae; Tetractinellida; Geodiidae
Source: the annotation of a GenBank genome assembly
AUGACGCAGAACGGGACCCGGAAAAACCAGAUCGAAGAAGCGAUAGAAGUCGCCGCUGAAGCCCAUCAAGGGCAAUAUCGGAAAGGCACUUGCACGCCCUAUAUCACACACCCGUACGCCGUCGGACUCAUUUUAAUGGAAGCGGGAUGCACCGAAGCCAUGAUUAUUGCGGGUAUCCUCCACGACACAGUCGAGGACACCGAUCUGACACUCGAAUUCAUUCGAGAACACUUUGGCGACUCUAUCGCAGACAUUGUCGAAGGGUGUUCAGAGAACAAAGCAUUGCGGUGGCGCGCACGUAAAACCGAACGGAUUGAAGCGUUACGAACCGCCAGUCCCGAGGUCUGCAUCGUAACAUGCGCCGACAAACUUCACAACCUACGUACGAUUAUCUCAGAAUACGAUGUCAUCGGUGACACGAUAUGGGAUCGGUUUCACGGUAGUGUCGAGGAUCAGGCGUGGUAUUACCGCAGCAUUCUCGGUGCGAUCGCCGACCGAGAUGCCGCUUUACAAAAAAGCGUAGAACGUGCUAAACUAUCUAAACAUGACAGUGGUGCGAACACCCACUCUGAUGGAAAUGACACCGCACCUCAACAAGAGCCCUCCGAUAGCAACGACGCUCGGAAGACUCCCACAGCAAUAGAUGCUGUAAACCCUCAACUCUUUCGACAAUUUCAGCAGGCUGUAGCAUAUCUAUUUGAUGGUGGUUUGAGAGACUCAAUGAAGAUUGCGUACGCUUUUAGACGAUGUGCAUCGUACCCGUACAACGGCGGCGAAUUACCCACCGAUGCGACAGACCGUCGACGGUUUUUGGAACACUCCAAAAAGAUUGGAUUCGAUGGCAUAGAACUUCCCGCGAUGAACCUGCCUGACGCUGAAGCCGCGACGUUCCGUUCGGAGCUUGAAGAUGCGGGUAUGCCGUGUGUUGCAAUUCGUGGCGGGGGUGGUGCCGCGCAUCCGCGUGUUGCCGCUGCCAACAAGCAAAGUAUGAUAAACGCUGUCAAUUUUGCCGCGAAUAUCGGCGCGGGCGUUGUCAAUUCCACGGUUACCACGCCACCCCGCGACCCGGAUGGCAAAGGCACGUAUCGUGGCGCAUCGGUAUCGCAAGGGUCAAGUCGUCUUGCGAGCGCAGUGGAUUAUGAGCGUACAGCAAAAGCAGUGAGCGAAGUCGCCGGUAUCGCCGCAGAUCAAGGUGUAGAGAUCUCCAUAGAAAUCCAUCAAAACUCGAUUGCGGAUAACAGCUGGUCGGCACUCCAUCUGUUAGAAUUAAUCGACGCGCCGAACGUCGGUGUGAACCCCGAUUUAGGUAACAUCUAUUGGACUUACGAUACUCCAGAGGAAUCGUGCGAAGCUGCGAUCGCCGCGCUCGCGUCCCACGUCAACUAUUGGCAUUGCAAGAGUCUCUAUCGGGUGCAUAUCCCCUGA